AUGGAAGCCCACCAACAGCUGCAGCUCCAGUUAUCAGAGAAAGAUUCUCAGUCUGUAGCCAGACAGAAAGAGACCGAGACACAACUGAGGAUAAGAGAUGAACAGAUCUUGGCUCUACAGCAGGAAGUAACUGAGGUAAAAGAUCAGUUAGAGGCAGUAGAGACCAGUAGGAGGCGUUCAUUGGAUUUGGCGCGGGAGCGAGUGGAGCAGUGGAAGGAGGCCCAACGACAGAAGCCUCUACCAAAGAAAGAGCGUCAGCUCGAGACUCUGAUGGAGGGUGAUGGACUCAUGACGUCUGAUAAUCAGACAGAGACUGGGCCACAGAGUGUCAGCAAAUGGAACGCCAUGAGGGUUGCCAGGUUGGGUUUGGGUCGUCCACAAUAA
This is a messenger RNA of Knipowitschia caucasica, 384 nucleotides long. NCBI's taxonomy places the organism in Eukaryota, Metazoa, Chordata, Actinopteri, Gobiiformes, Gobiidae. The record is from the annotation of a GenBank genome assembly.